Messenger RNA from Anastrepha ludens (Mexican fruit fly), 942 nucleotides. RefSeq lists its product as uncharacterized. NCBI's taxonomy places the organism in Eukaryota, Metazoa, Arthropoda, Insecta, Diptera, Tephritidae. The coding region runs from base 1 to 942 and encodes 313 amino acids. The record is from RefSeq and is a predicted model, not a curated record. The transcript has a single exon.
AUGCCAUUAAAUCGCACUCCCCCUCACAGCUCGGACGCGAACCAUUCAUCAACCAAACAGCCAACAGAUGGCGCUUCUCGUCAAGGGGAUAUUAACCCAUAUGCAACCAAUAAGGUUAUGAUUGUGACAAAUGAAAACCAAAAGCAACGCUCCUCUUCUAUGAGUUCAAUAAAUCCGAAUGAAACGAAUAUCACAAAUUCUACGUCAAAUGAUAAGAAUUGGACCCUAGUCAAAAAUCCAAAAAGGCCUUUAGUUAGCCCGCAAAAUAUAAGCAAAGCAAAGCAACAAAAAGUUAGCUAUUGGCUAAGUAAUGAAAACAAAUUCGAUGCGCUUUCAAUGGAUGAUAACAACGAAUUAAAAGCAGAUAAAAUACCUGAAAAGGAAAAACCUCUCAAACCUCCUCCAAUCUUCGUGGACAGAGUCGAGAAUAUUCACCCGUUAUUAGACACGCUCAACGAAUUUGAUAGUUAUAACUACGAAUUAAGAGUCAUUGGGUCAAAUCGUGUAAAAAUCCAGCCAAAAACACCCGAAGCAUUCACUAACUUAGUUAAAUUGCUUGAAAGAAAGAAGACAGAGUUUUACACAUACAAACCAAAAAAUGAAAGAAGUUUUAAAGUUAUUUUAAGAAAUAUGCAUCCGUCAGUUGAACCUGAAGAAAUCAAACUAGCAUUAAAGGAGUAUGGUCACUCUGUCACAAAUGUUUGGAAUAUGAAACACUCUCAAAACAAAAGAGCACUUCCAAUGUUUGUCGUAGAAAUGGUGCAAAAUCCUAACAAUAAAUCAAUCUAUGAUAUUAGAAACUUACUCCACAGUCGCAUUACUUUUGAACCCCCUGGCCAAAACGCGACCUGCCACAGUGUUCGCGAUGCCAAAACUAUGGCCAUACAAAAUCUGGUUGUCGAAGACAGGCCAAAUGCGUUAAGUGCGCAGGCGAUCAUUUAA